AUGGCUCUUAGUCUAACUGUUGACGAUGUCUUUUCCAUUUCAAAGGAAAAGGAUGUGUGGAGAGUUAUUGUGAAGGUGGUGCGGAAAUGGAUAACUUCAAGUUUCGAUCGUUCAAAACUUCCUAAUUCGAUGGAGUUGGUUUUAAUAGAUGCAAAGAUCAGACACUAUAUGAUAGGGAUCCUUACCGGCCAUAGCGGCGAGCAGGAAUUUGAAAAAAAUCAUCAAGUGGGAAAGAGGAUUACCAUAGAGAUUGAACAAGAAGGAGUGAAAGUUGAAUUUGCAUUUUUUGGAAGCUACGUCCAAGAGCUACUCUCUGCUUUAUCUUCACGCGAUCUGAGCGGUGUUGUGGUUUUAAUCCAGUUUGCAAAAAUCGAGCCUUUUAAAGGGCAACAAAGCCUGCAAAAUUCAUAUGUUGCAACACGGAUCCUCUUUAAUCCUGAGAUUCCUGAAGCUACUGCUGUGAGGGACAAGUUUUUCGAGAUGAAUGAACCUGGAUAUCAAAUGAUUACUCAGUUGUCCGACUCUUCAAAACCUUCACUCGAUGAAGAGUUCUUAAAACUCUCAGAUAUGAAAACUUUCGAGCAAAUUAGAGCCAUGGAUGAGAAGUCAUGCUGUGUUGUGUUAGGGACAAUCAUACAGAUACCUGAGGGGAAUAAUUGGUGGUACAAAGCUUGCAAGUGCAACAAAAAAGUUAUUUGGGAUGAGAAAAUGUUCCGUUUGCAAGUCAAAGUAAAGCAGGGUAAUGACAUUGCUACAUUGGUCAUAUUUGACAAAGAAGCGAGUGUUCUUCUUGAAACUACUUGUGCUGACUUGGUUGAUUCGUCAACAAAGAAUCCUGCUGGCUCUGGCUCUACAACUCCUGUUGAAUUACUUAAGUUGUUGGAAAAGACCUUUCUCUUUAGGAUUGAAGUUAACAACACUUCAAGCUACAGGUGUGAGUCAUCAUAUCGUGUCAACAAAACUUGUGGAGAUCCCGGCUCCAGGUUUGAGCCAUCAUAUCGUGUCAAGAAAAUAUGUGCAAAUCCCGACUUAAUUGCUCAUUUCAAGGAAGUUCUCCCUCCUCCUAAUGACGACACUCCUCCAUUACUAUUGCUAGAAGCACCUACAUCUGAUGAGAGUGUUGAAAACGCGAGUCCCAGUUUGGCCAAGGAUCUUAAUGAAGGGUUUGUUGCUGCUGCGAGUGGCGAUGUUGUUGAUCCUAACAUAGAAAAAGAAGAAGUUCCCCAAUGCAAGCAGAACACUCACUCGGAGAAUGAAGGAGUUGGUUCAACUAAUAACAAGAAGAAGUUGAUCAAGAAGAUUAAGAAGGAGAAAAAUUGA
Messenger RNA from Lotus japonicus, 1320 nucleotides. RefSeq lists its product as uncharacterized. Lineage: Eukaryota; Viridiplantae; Streptophyta; Magnoliopsida; Fabales; Fabaceae. The transcript is spliced from 11 exons. The record is from RefSeq and is a predicted model, not a curated record. Bases 1 to 1320 code for a protein of 439 amino acids. Gene Ontology annotation, cellular component: nucleus. Gene Ontology annotation, biological process: DNA recombination; DNA repair; DNA replication. Gene Ontology annotation, molecular function: DNA binding.